AUUCUCACCGCGCAUUUGCGGCUCAGGGAGCACACAGCUCGGCGAUCGGCGGUGCGCUGUGUCCCUCGGACACAGCGGAUAACAGAUCCACGGAAAGAGCCGAAGAUGUCGGCUCGGUCAUGUGAUCAGCUGUGUCCAAUCACAGCUGAUCACAUAAGUGCCACCUGUCAGUGUCCAUCAGUGCCAGCUGUCAGUGCUGAACAGUGCCACCUGCCAGUGUCCAUCAGUGCCACAUCAAUGCCACAUAUCAGUGCCUACCAGUACACAUCAGUGCCCAUCUGAGCUGCCUUUCAGUGUCACCCAUCAGUGCCAGUCAGUGCUACCUAUCAAUGCCAAUCAGUGCCACCUAUCAAUGCCAAUCAGUGCCACCUAUCAGUGCCAGUCAGUGCCGCCUAUUAG
Molecule: messenger RNA, 399 nt
Organism: Staurois parvus
Lineage: Eukaryota; Metazoa; Chordata; Amphibia; Anura; Ranidae
Source: the annotation of a GenBank genome assembly